AUUUGUCUUUUGUUCUCUAUUUAAUUUCCUCAGUUAAGCCACCAUAGGUAACGAUAAAGAGCCGUACAUACCGUGGUAAAAUGAACUGAGAAUAGCAAUGGCCAUGGAAGUGCAAAAUGAGCUUCCACCAAUCAUAAGUGGUGGAACAAGCUUCCUCAGAACGUGCUUUAAUUGCCUUAAUGCUUUAUCAGGAAUAGGACUCAUAACCAUGCCAUAUACACUCAGACAAGCUGGAUGGUUAAGCCUUGGCCUGCUUCUAGCAAUGGCAAUUGUGACUUGCUAUACUGGGCUACUGCUACAACGAUGCAUGGACUCCAUACCAUUGAUUAUAACAUACCCUGACAUAGGCUGGCAUGCAUUUGGGAGAAAAGGAAGAAUCAUAGUUUCAAUCUUCCUGUAUUUUGAGCUUUAUCUAAUCCUAAUAGGAUUCUUGAUUUUGGAACGUGAUAACUUACACAAGUUAUUUCCAAACAUUAGCUUUAAAGUAGGAGGGCAACACAUUGGAGGAAAGCCACUUUUUACACUAGUAGUUGGGCUGCUGAUUGUACCUUCAAUGUGGUUGAAGGACUUGCGCUUGCUUUCUUUUAUCUCAGCGAGUGGUGCCCUUUCAUCUCUUAUUAUUAUCUGUUCCGUAUUUUGGGUUGGUGCAGUUGAUGGAGUAGGUUUCUCUGAAAAAGCAGAGCUGUUUAAUUUGGAAGGAGUUCCUUUUGCUCUCAGCUUGCAUGCCUUCUGUUAUGGUGCUCAUGCAAUUUUCCCAACAUUGUACUCUUCUAUGGAAGACAAAAGUCAGUUCUCUAAGGUUUUGUUCAUCAGCUUUGCUCUUUGUGCUCUCAGCUACAUAUCCAUGGCAAUCAUUGGCUAUCUAAUGUUUGGCCAGAGAUUACAAUCACAAGUGACACUGAACCUGCCUACAAGCAAAUUCAGCUCAAAGAUAGCAAUAUACACCACUUUAGUUGGUCCACUUGCUAAAUACGCCCUUGUAGUCACACCUAUUGCAGAAGCCAUGGAAAGCCAAUUGCCUAGUAACUAUAAUAUCAGGGCUAUUAGCAUCCUCAUCAGAACAUUGUUACUAAUUAGCACAGUCAUUGUGGCCUUAGUUAUUCCAUUUUUUGGACUGUUGAUGGCACUUAUUGGAUCUAUUCUGUCUGUCACUGUUUCCAUUCUGCUUCCAUGCUUAUGCUACCUGAAGAUUUUUGAAAGUUAUAAGAGGUUGGGACUUGAACUAGUUAUUAUUCUGGGGGUUGUAUUGCUCGCUCUCUCAGUUGGAGUGAUGGGCACAUACUCAGGGCUAAAGAGAUGGUGAAAUAUCUUUGAAAGCUGCAAUACUGGUUUUGAGUGUGGCUAUGUCAUCUUAGGUCAUAAUGGAAAUAUUUUGUAACUUGCAAAGGUGUGUAUCUUUUUAAAAUAUCAAAGAAUUAGCAAUAGAUUGCCAUCACUGAUAUUAUUUUUUUACCUAUCAAUA
Molecule: messenger RNA, 1462 nt
Organism: Quercus robur (English oak)
Lineage: Eukaryota; Viridiplantae; Streptophyta; Magnoliopsida; Fagales; Fagaceae
Product: amino acid transporter AVT1I-like
Exons: 3
Coding region: 98-1303 (401 amino acids)
Cellular component (GO): plasma membrane
Source: RefSeq, a predicted model, not a curated record